GACAAGUUGAAUAAUUAACGGUAAACAAAAUGGCGCUAGCGAAUAUGUUUUGUAGAGUUUGUGAGAAAGAAGAACCAAACCAUAUCUGCUUCACGUGUGUUAACCCACUGGAAAAAGACAACACGUUUGCUGGGGUGUUGUUAUGCGAGCAAUGCCGGGUUGGGUUCCACUCCCAGGGUUUCUUUUUGGGCCAUGAUAUACAACCUUUAAAAGAUGAUUUUAAGAAGAAAAUGUAUUACGAAAGGGUCAAAGUUUUUCGCAUGGAGGCUCAAGAAAAAAUAAAAUUAGAAAUUUCCAGGAAAAAGAAUUUAAAGACGAAAAUAAUGGAACAAACAAAGCAAGCACAUGCUGAAGUUCAUUCCAAUCUGCUGGAAAUUUACAAUUCAUUUCUAAAACAACUAAACUGUAAGGAAACGGAACUGGUUUCAGAAAUUGAUCAAUUUACAAAAGAAACGAACAGUAAACUUGAUGCUGAAUUAGAAAAGUGGAAAGAAUUGGAAAAUAAAGUUACAACUACAUUUGCAAUGAUGCUUGCCAGUCUUUCAGAUGAUAAAUCAGAAUUCAAUGAACAAGAUAUUUGUACAGUGCUUGAAAAUAAUGCAGCAUUAUUGAACACGGCUUUGAUAGAAAUAAUGGAUAAAGUUGUUGGUCCGUAUGCCAAUAUUAGCCCUUGUUUGGCAGAUGAAAACACUCAGCUAUUUGAUAUUUCUGCAAUAUCUCUUAAAUCUAUUGAUUUUUAUACGGCAGAAACAAUCUGGGCCAACCCAGCAAUAAUGACAGAUGUUUCUUUUGAGUUGAACGAUGGAUUUGAAUUUGAUAUUCCAAAACAAUUUCUUGGCAAGCAUAUUAUGAACCACCGCACGUUAUCACUUUAUCUGCCCCAUCCUUGUAUAGUAAACCAUGGGAAGUUCAUCUUGGGGAUAUUGGAGAAUUAUAUAAUGAAUAAAGUAAAUGAGGGCAUGCUUGCUUUAAUCAGUGAAAAAGAGAUGCCUUUGUUUAAUGAAAAACUGGUAGUGGCCAGAUGCAAAACUUUAUCAAAGUUUUUCCGCUGUUCUUUUUCACUCCCUGGUCUAGAGGAUACAAACCAACACAGAAAUAGGGGGGAAAUGAUCAUUCAUCAUCCUGAUGAAGAGAAUGAAGUCUUGAAAAGAAUAUCGCCAAAAAAACUUGAGUUUUUCAAACCAGAUGAAAAGUUGCUGCAGAUUCAGCCACUUUGCGUUCAAGUAAAUUUUACUAAAUCAUUGAACACAAGUGCUAUACCAUACGAAGUCAAAUUAAAACUGAAGCGUUUGUUGGAAAAAGGAGAAUCCAUGAAAGUAAAGCUGAUGGAAAAGAAUAAGAAGGAUGGAUUAGAUAUAUGGGAAGCUCAAGUUACCGUGGAUGACACAGAGUUUAACGAACUUGUAGUUAAAGCUGAAAAGCAGAAGACCAAUCAACUUUGCAAAGACGUCCGUCUGCAGAACCAAAAUUUACCAGUAGUUCGAGAAAUUGUUGAAACUACUGAUGAAGUAAAAGAAAAAUCCACUGAUGCGUCUCAAAGUGAUAAAGAUUGUAAACUGGAGAUCAAGUUGGACGAACAAAAAGCUGAAAAUAAAGAAAAUGUUUCUAAUGAUCAGGAAAAGGUUUUGGUUGAUAAAGACAACAGAGAUUCUGAGUUUAUUGCGGUUAUUACAAGUGUAGAGUCAGCUUUAUUGAAGGAAAAUUUAGAAAUUGCAACCAGCAAUGAAAAAGCUUGUGGUGAAAAGAUAGCUACAAGUGAACCAAUUGGAAGUUUAAAAACAGGAAAAGAUUGCCAACAGACCGUUGGUCUAUCUGCGCUUGCGCAAGAUUACAUUCAAAGAACAACAUCCUCUUCUCCUCCUCGCAUCCUCCCUGCUCCUGAAAACCAAUCCUGGGAUGUUCAUCACCUAUCCUCUUCUCUUGGAAAUCCUCAGAUGAAUUUUCAACCUCCAGCUGCAUCCCUUGCUCCAGAGUACCCUCUCCUCCAGUUUGCUGGGAGCGGGGAUCACAAUAUCAUCCAGCAGUCCGGAUGGGACAUCUCUUCCAAACGGUCACUUAAAUAUUUCACCCUCAUCUUGUUUGGGGAAAACUCAAACGAAUUCAUCAACAUUGAUAACAUGGGGGAACCUCCACCACCAGUUAAACUUGCAUGGCAGCAAGCAAUACAAACCCAACAACAACUAUGGGAAGGCUUACCAUUUGAGUUGUUUCAGCAUAUACUUGAAUGCGAGGUUGAAAGAUUCCCCGAAUUGCAUCAAGAAUUCUACAGAUUCCGUGUCCCCAUGGAUAUUAGCAGCUUGCCAGAGCGCAUGGGACUUAAUUUCAACAGUUACUUGAAAAAGUUCCCGGAAAUACAGCGUGCAUUACAUUUUAUGAAGGGAAAUUUAACACAAAACCAAAAUCCAAAUAAUCUGCAAAACAUGAUCAAUCUUAACCCAAUCAUGUUUCCUAAUGCAUCCGUACAAGCGAAUCCUACAGUGGUCCUGGAAAGAAAUAAUAAUAAUGUGAAAGUACCAAACAAUAACCAAAGACAAAACAUACCUGGCUUAAAUGCUGAAGCUACAAACCCUGCACUCCCCCUUGACGUUUCAUCAUCAAACGACUCCCAGAUCUCAAACAGUGAACAAACAAACACUUCCGUUGCUUCAUCUGAAACAGCGUCGUAUUCCAAUGUAUCAGAUGCUUGGCAAGAAGAAAACGACAAACCAAAAGUCGAUAAUGAUCGCCAUAGCAACCGAAGCAGAAACAGUUCGUUUGACCGUCUGUCAUGUGACGGCACUGCUCAUGGCGACCGUGGAAACAGAAGAUACACGUCAAGGCAAUCUACUUCUUCAACUAUGUGUUACAACUGCAACGAUCGCGGCCACGCAACGACUGCAUGUCCGCACCCAGUAUCCAGAAAAGGAAACGGUUCUCGAAACCGCAGGCAUGACGAUUCUUCUCGCCGCGGUAAGAGGCAGUGGCGUGACCCAAAACGAAAGUAAAAUAAUAACCCGGACUUCACUUUCCACGAUGACCUGCUUUUUUUGUAUUACACAUAAUCGUGUAUUCAUUUUCGUUUUUAUUUUCUUUGCACAUUGAUUCCUCAACGCUGUGCUGUGUAUUUCGUUCGCGUUCUUCCUUCGUUUUUGUAUCGAACCAUAAGCGUAUCAGCUUCUUGGUUGUCAUUUCUGUUUCUCCUUUUUUUUCAAUCAUUGUAUGAAAAAUACACCUUCAGUUUAAAAGUA
Molecule: messenger RNA, 3227 nt
Organism: Ciona intestinalis (vase tunicate)
Lineage: Eukaryota; Metazoa; Chordata; Ascidiacea; Phlebobranchia; Cionidae
Source: RefSeq, a predicted model, not a curated record